AAGGCCUUUUUUUAAAUAUACCCAUCAGCCUGGUCCUGGUUUUGGUUCAUCCUUCAUGGAUGGAACACCAGGCCAUCGGCAGUGAGGACAUGAGAGGAAACCAGAGAACCAGGUGGAAACCCACACAGACAUUUUGAUGGCAAGUGAAGCAGCCACUCACUGAUAGUAAGACUCAGGAUCCUGAUGCACAAAAAAGAAAAAAAAAGAAAAAGAAAAUAAUGCAAAUUCUCUUACUGAUGCUGGUGGAUCUGAACUCAUGGGCAUGAAGGUUUUGUGAUUGACUGCAGUUUAGAUUCGGGUUGCACCUGAUGAUUCCAGGUGUACAGCAUCUCCACACCGUCACACGAGCGCGGGUUCAAUUAAGGUGCUGUGUGUGUGUGUGUGUGUGUGUGUGUGUGUUUGUGUGUGUGUUCCUGACGAGAAAAUAAAAAUAGACUGUCUGACAUAGUGGGGUGUCUAGACAUGUCCUCCGAGUGUGUAUAUAAGAACGAGUGUGUGCGUGUGUGAGUGUGUGUGUGUGAUCAGAGAAUAAAAUAGUCCGUUUGAUAUCUCGGGGUGUCCAGACACGUUCUGCUUGUGUGUGUCUGUGUGUGCGUGCGUCUGAGAGAUCGCGCGCGUGCGCGUCAUCAAGGGCUGGUGAGUGUGUGUGUGUGUGUGUGUGUGUGUGUGUGUGUGUCGCGCGCGAGCGCGCGUGCUUUCUCUCCCCCGACGCCUCGCGUUGUCGGACGAGGCUGAUCGCGGUAGUGAAACCUGUCAGUCCGCCGCGACGAGACUCUUUCAGUCGGUCAGUGGAGACGGGACGGGACGGGACGGAGACUGGGGAGGAUGGAGGAGACGAGGACGGGCUCGUCCUCAAGGUAACUGAGGUGGGGCAAGCGGCACGCAACCCCUCCCCCCUCCCCCACCCCUCCCCUGCCUCCUAUUGGUCUUCAAUACCAUGAACUCUGGCUCUGCCCAAGAUGUGGCGGUGGAGCAUUUCCUGCGUGACAUAGAAAGGCGGGGCCAGCGGUUGCAUUGCGCUGUGAUUGGCUGCGAGGAGGCGCCUCUGCGUGGCGACAUGAACCUGCUGUACCGCAAGAGUCGACUGGACUGGAGACACCGAGAUCAGGAGGGCAAGAAGAGCUGUAAAGAUGCCUCCUCAGCGACGGUGGGCAAGGUACGCGACCUGGCAUCAUUCCGUCGCCAUUUCCGCAUGGGCUUCAUGACGAUGCCCGCAUCUCAGGACCUCUCGCCGCAUUCCUGCGCCGCCGCCAUGGCGCCGCGCUCUCAGUCAUGCCACGCUGUGGGCACUGGCGAGGGAGAGGGCCUUGAAAACGGCGACGACCCUGACUCGGACACUCAGAUGCCCUCUCAGGCUGGACGAUGCCCCCCGACCAAGCCCAAACGUCACCCGAGCACGCGCCUCAGCUCCACGCCGCAGCAGGAGCACUCAGCCCGUGGUGGACAUGCGCCACCUGAAGCCCCUCCACCUCCACCACCCCAACACUCAUCCAAACACCCUGAGAAGAAGAAUUCAAUGAAGAAGUCCGACUCUGGUGAAUUACUGGGCAGAAAGGUGCCUCCCCAGAAGCCCAAACGGAGCCCGAGCACCCAACUGUCUUUUGAUGCUCCACCCCCUCGGCUUCCACCACCAGCCACACCUCUGCCAUUCCAGAGAGCUGAGAGCACCGGAGAGGAUGAGCCUGUAUACAUUGAGAUGGUGGGUCAAGUGUUCACCAGAGAGACACCUGGUGUGCCAACUCCCUCUGCCACAACACCGGACUCUGACUCGGAUCCAGGCGAGGAGGCAAUCUACGAAGAGAUGAAGUACCCUGUGGCUGAUGAUGCCCACCAGCGACGACUCCCACCCAAGCAUGAGCGUGCCAAGUCAUCAAAAUCCUACGCAUCCUGCUCAGUCUCUGCUUCCUCCACAUCUUCUUCACUUCCCCGGCCCUCAUCCUCCUCACCCUCCUGUCCUUUGCCAUCCUCCAAACCUAAAUCUGCCAUAUCUAUCUCUCACUCCUCCCCAUUGCCUUCAUCUUCCUGCUCUGCCUCCUCCACACCAGUACCUCAGCCUCUUUCUUCCUCACCACACCCCCCUCGUGCCCCUACCCCCUUCCUCUUACCGGGCACCAAAUCAGAGUCAGAGAUUGGCUCUAGUAAGAUCCCAGCACCUUUUCCAAACUUGCUCCAACACAAGCCACCUCUGUUGGCUUUCCCACCUCCAAAGAGUGGCUCUGCCAAGCUGGGUUUUACCAGCAGCCCGUCACCAGCUAGCCUGCCACCUACCAUUGGCACUUCAGUUUCAAAGGAAACAAUGGGUGGAGACAAAGAAAAGGAGAAGAAGGAAGGGCCAGCUCCGGGUCUACGAGCCCGGAGCCACUCAACCCCUUUGCCUCCAUCCUCAAAAUCUUCCUCGCCAUACUCACAUCAUCAUCACCAUCACCAUCCACACCACCGGCCCUCACACUACCAUCACUAUCGCAAGCCUGAAAAAGAGUCGAGUAAGGCUUACCAGGGUACCUCACAGUCCUCUGCACAAACGCAGACGCAGUCCAAAGAGGGCAAGUCAGUCAGUUUUCUGCUGAAGUCGGACAAAGCCGAAAGAGAAAGAGAGCGAGAAAGGGACCGAGACAGAGACCGAGAAAGGGAUCGAGACAGAGACCGAGAAAGGGAUCGAGACAGAGACAGAGACACACCAGUUACACAGUCGUCCAGCCAGUUUGACAUGGCUGCUUCCACUGCUGCCACUGCGACCACUAGCCUUCCUUCAGCAUCAACGUCAUCGGGGACCACGUCCUCAGCAUCGCAGAGGCCCCCGUCACGCUCUGCUCAGCGUUCACACACUCCUCACACACACCUUCCUGCCUACAAGCCCCCACCUGCAGACAGCCCCCUGCUCUGGACAUACCCAUCUGCAGGAUUCCGUCGGCCACCGGCCUAUGAAAGCCUGCGGGCUGGCACACCCAUGCCCUCCCUGCAGCCAGAGGGUAAUACAAAGGCUGGGAGCACUCAGGCAACACAUGCCAAAGCUGGGUUCCUGCCCUGGGAUGCCAGUGGGAGUGGUCUAGGCUUCACUGAUGAUCAAGCCUACUGGCCCAUGCACAGGAAGCUCUCCUUCAGCCAUGGCAGCAGAGAGCCUGAGAAAGAAGAAGGUCGGGUGUGGAACGGCAGUACCGAUGCCCUGCUAAGAAGGGAUAGAGAGGAGGCUGGGGCUAGUAGCCGGUCUGGGGGAGUUUCUGGAAUCCCUGUACGGUCGACAGGAAGAUGUGGGCACAGUGAGAGUCUUGCGGGGGCAGAAGGGCCCCCAGGCUUCAGGGUAAUGCCCCGAACAGGACUGCCCCUGCCGUGCCAGACCUUUCCUGCCUGCCGCAAUGGAGAGCUUGGGCGGCUCGGAAGAUCAUCCUCUACAUCCGGAGUGAGGCAGGCAGGAGGGGACGGACAGAGGCAGAGUAGCCUGCCGGCUAGAGAAGCUCUCAAUCAGUUGCAAGCUCUCGCUCAGGUGCCCUGCAGUCCCUCUCUGUCUCGGGCUCAGGCUCAGACCUUGACUCAGGCUCAGGCUCAGUUCCACCUGCAGCAGCUCCAGCAGCACCACCUGCAGCUGCAGUUCCAGCACCUGGCCCAGCUUGCAGCGCAGGCUCAGGCCAUGCCAGGCACAAGCAGCACCACGGCCGGCACAGCAGGCACGGGCACAUCUGGUCAGGCCGCCCAGCGCGACGGCAAGCUACUUGAGGUGAUUGAGAGGAAGCGGUGCCUGUGCAAGGAAAUCAAAGCCCACCGGCGACCUGAUAAGAGCCUGUGCAAGCAGGACAGCAUGCCCAUUUUGCCAAGCUGGAGGAAAACCCCAGAGCCGCGUAAAACCGGCACACCGCCCUGCCAGAGACCACAGGCCGUGGUGUGGGACACGGCUAUCUGACAAAGACUGUGAUACACUGAUUUGCCACUUUAUUAGGUACUCCUUACUUGUCUACACUCACCUGACUCACUGCCACGUAAACCCAUCAUGUAGGAGAUGCAGUAACACGGUUUUGUGUCUGUUUGGCAUUCCAAAUCAGUUUUUUUUACUAAAUAAUCCUUAUUUAAACAAAAUUUAGUUGGCAAAUGUUCCCAUUAUCCGUAUUUUGUUUACAUCUCAAUUUCGUAGCUAUACAGUUACCGACCCGUGGUCCAUCUGCUGCUAUGCACCAAACUCCAACAACACUGCUGUGCCUAAUACACUUGUACAACACUUACACACACACACCGCUGGUGUCUGGAGAAGAUUGACUCAAAUCUUCUUUGUGAUCUUCUCAUUGGUCCGUCUCAUUUUUUUUAUUAACGGACAGGUGAGACGGAGGCUGAUCUUGACACACUGAGCCAGAGCUACGCUACGGUCGGUAACUGCGUUGCUACAAAACGCCCUUAUAUGGCAUGUGGACACGAUGAGCGUGAAGACAACCCGGAAGUACCGAAUGAACCCGGCAAAUCAGUGUACGUGUUAUAUCUGCAAGGACGAAAAGAAGAAAAGGGGAAACUAUAAAGACGGACGGACAGACAAGGGAUCUGUGAAUGUGGGGAGGGGAUGGGUGGACGGGUGUAAUAUACAGAUGUAAAGUUCGUAUUGUAUAUCUCUGGGGUUUUUUCCGGUAUGUUUUGCUUUGU
Messenger RNA from Silurus meridionalis, 4620 nucleotides. RefSeq names its product neuronal tyrosine-phosphorylated phosphoinositide-3-kinase adapter 1. Gene Ontology annotation, biological process: neuron projection morphogenesis; phosphatidylinositol 3-kinase/protein kinase B signal transduction. The record is from RefSeq and is a predicted model, not a curated record. The coding region runs from base 938 to 3895 and encodes 985 amino acids. Lineage: Eukaryota; Metazoa; Chordata; Actinopteri; Siluriformes; Siluridae. The transcript has 7 exons.